Messenger RNA from Panicum hallii, 699 nucleotides. RefSeq lists its product as uncharacterized. Bases 36 to 515 code for a protein of 159 amino acids. The transcript is spliced from 3 exons. The record is from RefSeq and is a predicted model, not a curated record. Lineage: Eukaryota; Viridiplantae; Streptophyta; Magnoliopsida; Poales; Poaceae.
CGCUGGUGUCCGCGGGAAGCUUGUGAUCCUGCACGAUGGAUGCUACACAACCGUCAUCUUGGCCUGACCUCCAGCCAGAACUUCUGGGCCUUGUCCCCGGGCGGCUCCCUUCCCUUGCUGACCGUGUUCGACAGCGAGCAGUCUGCCAGGUUGAGGUCUCGUUCUCUAGUUUGGGGCAACAUAGCCGCACCAGUUGGUUCAAGGUCUUUGAGGCAGACAUGACCGCCAAUUCUUGUCAUAAAUGGAGAAGAGUUAGCUCUUUGGCAGGCCAAGCGCUCUUUGUCGGCACAUACUCCAAGUCUCUCCCUGCUACUGAAUGUGGUUUACCUCAGGAAGAUUGCAUCUACUUCACAUGUGACUGGGCCAGAGCAUAUCCUGCUCCUGAUCCUCUUCGCGACUCUGGUGUGUUCAACAUGAGAAAUGGGACGAUCACGCCGUUGUUGCCAGAGACCACAGUGGUGCGGCCUGUUUGCCAGGGGUGCCCGACAUGGUUUUUCCCUUCUGAUGCUAUGUAACCCACAUACCAGCAUCGCAUUCUUCAUUUGUUGCCGGGUUCUCAUAUAUGCAGUUCUAUAUUGGAGACUGGAUUCUCAAGAAGACAAGUAUUGCCUAGUGUCUGCUCAGGAUAGAUUUGAAUAAGCAAGUCUUGGUUCUUGUGAAUUCAGCUUUCAUGUGUUUAUGCCAAUACUUUUUAUUUGA